Messenger RNA from Desarmillaria tabescens, 1197 nucleotides. RefSeq lists its product as uncharacterized. Gene Ontology annotation, molecular function: GTPase activator activity; small GTPase binding. Gene Ontology annotation, biological process: activation of GTPase activity; nucleocytoplasmic transport. Gene Ontology annotation, cellular component: nucleus; perinuclear region of cytoplasm; cytosol. NCBI's taxonomy places the organism in Eukaryota, Fungi, Basidiomycota, Agaricomycetes, Agaricales, Physalacriaceae. The transcript has 2 exons. Bases 1 to 1197 code for a protein of 398 amino acids. The record is from RefSeq and is a predicted model, not a curated record.
AUGGCCAAUAUCCUUUCUCUGCAAGGUCAAGGACUUAAGCUUGACAGUCGAGCCGACAUCGAGCCUUUGUUAGCUGGUGUCGAUGCCACGAAGAUUGAAGAAAUCCAUUUGGGGGGCAACACAAUUGGGGUCGACGCGUCCGUGGCGCUUGCAGAAUUCCUGUCAAAGGCUACAAACCUCAAAAUCGCAGACCUGGCUGACAUUUUCACCGGUCGUCUGAUCUCUGAAAUCCCCCUGGCCCUUACCGCCAUCUGCGAUGCUUUAAUCGACAAGACGUCUCUCGUUGAGCUCGACUUGAGCGAUAACGCAUUCGGUGGAAGAUCAGUUGAUCCCAUCGUCCCAUUCCUCACCAACAAUCGUAGCUUCCAAGUCCUCAAGCUGAACAACAACGGCCUUGGCCCGGCAGGUGGCAAAGUUCUUGCCGAUGCUCUCUUCGAAUCAGCCAAGAUCAGCAAAUCCAAGGGGGAGAAAUCGAACCUUCGGACGGUCAUCUGUGGACGGAAUCGUCUGGAAGACGGUUCGGCUCUAUCAUGGGCCGAGGCAUUCGCGGCUCAUGGGACACUCACGAAGAUUCACAUGCCGCAGAAUGGGAUACGUAUGGCUGGGAUCACUGCUUUGGCACGCGGGCUGGCAAAGAACCCAGGUCUCCAGUACAUCGAUUUGCAGGAUAACACUUUCACGGAUGGGGGCCAGUUGACAGGCGUAGAAGCUUGGACAGAAUCAUUGGUGUCAUGGCCCGAGCUGACAACUCUAAACCUCUCAGACUGUGUGCUGUCGGGCGACGGAGAAGUUCCACAGCUUAUAACUGCCCUUGCGGAGGGUUCGAACCCCAAACUUCACACGUUGCAGCUGCAGAACAAUAAUUUAGAGACGGAGACCUUUGUGUUGUUUGCGGAGCACAUCUCGGGGAACCUCAAGGGAUUGAAGUUGUUAGAGCUUCAGUGGAAUGAUAUAGAGGAAGAUGACGCGAGUUUGGAAACCGUGGGGCUCAGUAUGAAGCAGCGGGGAGGUAAAUUGAUUAUCGAUGGUGAAGAGGAGGAAGAAGAAGAGGAAGAAGCUGAGGAGGAGGAAGAGAAAGAAGAAGUAAAGGAAGAACGGGAGGCUGUUCUCGCGAGCACAAUCGAAGAGCCAACGCCUAAAAAGCCCGAUGCGACGGAUGAGUUGGCAGAUUUAAUGAGCAAGGUUAAGAUCCGGUAA